AUGGCAGCCGAAGACGUCGAGGCAAGUCUUCCUGCUUCCGAAGGAUCCAAUGGAGAGCGUGCAAGCAGCGACCACCACAGCAAGCAUUGUUCCAGCAAGGAGCUCCCCAGCGACGAGGUGCUUGACGACAGAGAUGCCUUCAAGGUAGCAUGGACCGAGAAUGAUCCUCGGAACCCAAUGAAUUGGUCCAGCUUGUACAGAGCUUGGCUGGCCUUUCAAUUGGCAAUGCUGUCAUUUGUUGGCUCAUUUGGCGCCUCGAUCAUGUCACCCGCUCAGGGCCAGAUUGCCGUCUACCUGCAUCUGCCACGGGAUACCGCCGUGCUGGCCGUCUCGCUGUACGUCCUUGGCUUCGCAUUUGGGUCCAUGCUCUGGGCUCCGCUGGCGGAAGUCCAUGGCCGCAAACUCUCAAUCAUUCCCGCCAUGUUCGUUGCCGCAAUGUUCGAGAUCGGGACGGCCACGAGCACGACUGCUGCGGCGGUUUUCGCGACAAGGUUCCUGGCCGGCGUUUUCGCCUCUGCAUCGAUAAGCAAUACUGCAGCUGCCAUCGGAGACUUCUACAGCGCAAGGAAGAGGGGCAUCCCGAUGGCAUUGAUGUCAAUAUGCAUUGUUGGCGGACCUUGUCUUGCUCCGCUCGUGGGCGCUUCUAUUGCGGCAAAUUCCAAGAUGGGAUGGAGAUGGACGGCGUAUAUGCAUGCUAUCAUGACUCUCUUCCUGAUUGGAGUCUCCCAGCUUUGCCUCCCCGAGACAUAUCACCCAGUGCUCCUCAGACGUGAAGCUCGUCGGCUGCGGAAGGUGACUGGUGACAGCAGACAUUGGCAUCCGCAGGAGCAAGAGAAGAUCAAGUUGAGCAAUGUGGUGACGAAAUACAUCGGGCGACCGGGACGCAUGCUUUUCACGGAACCGAUGGUGGCCUGUAUCUCAGUCUAUGCCUCGUAUGUCUUUGGCUUGCUCUUCUUCCUGGUUCAGUCGUUUGUUGUCGUGUUCCACGACAUACGCGGAUAUUCAAUCAUCGUAUCGACCCUCCCAUUUAUAGGGAUGCUCAUCGGUAUCUUCUUUGCGCUUGUCAUCAAUCUAGCCAACCAAGGCCCAUACGCAAAGGCUGUGAGUAAUAACAAAGGGCGACCGGUACCCGAAGCCCGACUUCCUCCGAUGCUGCUUGGAGGCGUGCUUUUCUCGACGGGCAUGCUCUUCUUCGGCUGGACCUCUGGCCCGCAGUAUCACUGGAUUCUGCCCACCAUUGCAGCUGGAUUUCUUGGUGCCGGCUUCAAUGUCGUCUUUCAGCAAUGCCUCAAUUUCCUUGCCGACACAUAUGGACCCUAUACAGCGAGUGCGAUGUCGGUUAGCACGGUUCUUCGUUCGGUUCUCGGAUGUACAUUGCCUCUUGCUGCGGGCCCGAUGUUCACUGCCAUCGGAGUGGGUCCUGGUUGUAGUCUUCUCGGAGGGCUGUCCUGUCUUGCAUUGCCCGUUCCUCUCAUCUUCAUGAAGUAUGGGUUGAAGUUGAGGAAAAUGUCGAAAUUUGCGCCGGUUCCCGAGGACUGA
Molecule: messenger RNA, 1539 nt
Organism: Ramularia collo-cygni
Lineage: Eukaryota; Fungi; Ascomycota; Dothideomycetes; Mycosphaerellales; Mycosphaerellaceae
Product: related to benomyl/methotrexate resistance protein
Exons: 5
Coding region: 1-1539 (512 amino acids)
Biological process (GO): transmembrane transport
Molecular function (GO): transmembrane transporter activity
Source: RefSeq, a predicted model, not a curated record